Lactuca virosa is the source of this 654-nucleotide messenger RNA. NCBI's taxonomy places the organism in Eukaryota, Viridiplantae, Streptophyta, Magnoliopsida, Asterales, Asteraceae. The record is from the annotation of a GenBank genome assembly.
AUGUGUACAUGUUACAUAAAACUGGUUAUGAGACUACAAGGAUAUGCAAGUACAUUUUACUCUUCUUUGGAGUUUAGGUCGGAAAUGAACACCGGAAGCACUUCAUAUAGCCAUCGACAGCCGAACCUACCUUGUGGAGAUCUACUUGGAAAUGAAGACGCCUACAACAAAAUUUGUGUUCCUCUCUAUAAUGCAUCAAUGAGAUGUGACUGGGAAGCUGCUAGUGUCAUCCUUGGUGAACACCAAGGCCUAGAUCUGUUGGGGUUUGCCAUCACUGAAAAUUAUGAUACUGCGCUUCACAUUGCAUCAUCUGCAAAAAGCAGCAGGUUAAUGGAAAUGUUUGUGGAAAAGCUAGUAAAUAAGAUGACAAAGGAACAAUUAGAGCUCCAGAACAAAUGUUAUUACACCGCACUGUGCUUAGCAGCAGCAGAUAGCGCAGGAAAUGUGAAUAUUGCCAUGACUAUGGUGGAGAAGAAUAGGGCGCUAUUAGAUAUCCCUGCUCGUGAAGGAUUGAUGCCACUUUCCAUUGCUUCGAGAUCAGGACAACGUAAUAUGGUACAACUUUUCUAUGAUAAUUCUAACAAGAUGACUGGUGACUUUUGGACAGAUCAGAACCGUAGUCAGAACGACGAGUUAGUAGGUGCAUGGGAUUGA